AUGACACUUUGGGCCGACUUUUCGUUCAAGUCUUGUUGCUGGCUGCCGCUUCGCUGGUGGUGCUCAGCACUUGCAACCUCGAAUUUCUCCCGCGUAAAUUUGCCCAUUUUCGGCGCGAAAUGGAAGGAUCCAAAAGAGUCAAUCGGCGGUUGGAUCGGUUCCUUGAAAAAGGGGCGAUACCAAUGCUGGUACAGUAUCGGACCCGCGCGCGAGGCGUAUUCGCGCAUGGCGCCAAUCGUCGCCAACUUUGUCGGAUCUUGCCAGAAAUCCGCGGACGAUGUCGACUUUGGCAUGUAUAUGAUAGGAUAUCGCGAAGACAAGGCCGCGCCGCGGCUUCUCGUUUUCUCUAAAAACAUCAACGCUCGGAAAACCAUAAGGAAAAACAUCAAAGACAGCAAGAUCCUGGAUGCCUACCCCGGAAUCGGGCUCGGCGACGCAACGGCGUUGCCAGGCAGGAAACCAAUCCAGCGCGCGGCCAGGGGGGACAUUGAGAAGAUUCUGCCACUCGACUGCGACACCAGAGGGGAACGGGUGGUUUUGAUCGAGGGCUCGGAAACGGCAGCUGGCAAACGGAUAUAUAUCGUGGACCCAGAAGACUUCUCGCUUCGUCCAGCAACAUCAGGGCCCUUUGUAUUCGUCAACGAUACGUGGUGUCAGCUGACCGUGGCCCACGCAUUCCACAAGUCGCCGUACCAAAAAGGCUCGGAAGAAGUUGCCGACGAUGAUUGCGAUUUCGAUGGCCUGAGCGAAUCGGAAGACGAGGAUGUCGUGGAGAUCACUGGGGCUGCGAGCGUCAGCUCGGCGACCGAUGAGGCCAGAGAUUUGUCUGCAGGGCUCGGGUGGUUGGGUUCGCCUGAUGACGUGGACUAUUCCGACACAGAGACUAGGAGCUCUUCUCGGCCUUCAACGCCGAGAUCGUCGCGACCAACUACCAGUGCUAUUCGCGGUGCCAACGAACCGCUUCCGCGCUCCCCAGGAGAUCAAGACAGACCCUCGCGCGCCCAAGCGGCAGCCCAGCAGAGCGAGAUUCUCAACAUGUCCCGGGUCCAGUACCUGGGUAAGGUAGACUCGGCUUCGAAAGGUCUAACGGAGCAAGCACUAGACUACAUCUUGGUUGUCAUCAACAACGGCCAGAUCCCACAGCUCAUCACGCCUCAGCUGAUUUCUCCCGAGCUCAUCAUCACGAAACAAUUCCCGGCCAUCGACAUGGAAAGCGAGACGGCGCCUUGGUCUUGCUCUGUGAAGGAAAUCCUCUUGGAUGACGUCGAAGUCAUUGCCAUCUUGCCCAAGUCAGGCGCCGUCCAGGGAGCAAUCAUUGCAAGCCCCUCGUAUCUACGUCUGGGUGGCAGUUCCCGCUUUCAGAGAGUCUUCACGUUGAAGCUCGACUGCCCGGUCUCGGACGGGGACUGCGGGAGCCCCGUGGUCGACAAGUCUGGCAACUUCUACGGUCACAUCGUGGCGGGUGGCCUGGGGACUGAAAUUGCGUACAUUCUUCCGGCCACCGACAUCUUCGACGACAUUGAGAGCCAUGUGUGGGGCAAGGUGUCAGUGCCGAACCCAGAGUCCAUGCUAGUCUCGAAAUCCAUACCAGGUCCGCCGCCUCGGGGUCCUGAGGUGGCCUCGGCAGCAGCCAGACCUAAAUCUCAAGGGGCGGCGAAAAUCGCCGAUGAUGGCCACAAGAAGCAAAAGCACGAGACCGCCGCACAUCCCGUGCCACUUCUCCCUCCACCGCAUAUGCGCAGGCCAGGGCGCAUAUACAAUGUACUCCCCCAAGACCCUGGGAGGAGCGGGUUUCUCCCACCACACAUGCGCGGGCCACCACCAAGAGGCGAUGACGGAGCGCAACAGGACCUAGCAGCAGCAGCAGCAGCAGCAGAAGCUAUGCAUAUGUCUUCUUUCCUCAUCCGCCAAGCCGCGAUCGGGGGGGGCCAACUGGUGGUGGUGGCCCAAGAAGAGAUGAGCGACAACCUUGCCGAAAACAGACGGCAAAAAACAGUGAUAAAAGCCGCUGCUGCCGGCGAUCCCGGAGACGACAAAAAGAGCCUGCUUGCCAUGUGGACCGAGUUCAAAAGGACAGGCCGCCACAACCACCGCCACCAGCACCAGCAGCAGCACUUACAAGCCCACAGCCAGCACCGCAUGAGCGUCAAGGUCCGCUCCAAGAUCAGAAAGACGCUGCUGGAAUACCACCACUAUCACACGACUGGCCGGAUCGACGAGGACGAGGUCUGGAACUCUGAAGUCGGCACCAGGGAUCUGGGGCUGAUUGUAGACGUGGAUGAAAUGGAGGCCAGAGGUGAGAUAUAG
Molecule: messenger RNA, 2307 nt
Organism: Lasiosphaeria miniovina
Lineage: Eukaryota; Fungi; Ascomycota; Sordariomycetes; Sordariales; Lasiosphaeriaceae
Exons: 3
Coding region: 1-2307 (768 amino acids)
Source: RefSeq, a predicted model, not a curated record